AUGUGCAAUUAUGUGCCCACUUUGAUAUUCCAGUUCCUGAUCAAAUUGGUCCUAAUUCAUCUGAGUGUGGAAUUCCUAACUGGGCCUCACGUGCAUCACACAGCCAGUGCCGCGCUCAUAAAUCCUUCUCCUCCACGACUGACUGGUCCCGCUGGUUUUUAUUUUCAACUACCUCCACAUCGACGUCGUUCCACCUCUGUGCCAUCCGAGGUGACCACGGACACUCGAUCACCGGCCACAGAACGGGCAGAUUGGUUGACCAAGUGGGAACAGGAAUCAACAAGCACAGACAACAACAACAACAACCAACAACAACAACAACAAUUAGGUCGACGAGUGAAAGACUUAUUUGAACUAGGAGCGCCCGAUCCAUCCGACCCAACCAGAUCGGUUCUCACUCGUUGUGGUGGAAUGCUACCCGAAACUGACUGUCAAAAGAAGGAUAGUCAUGGGGCAAUCAGUACGGAGCAAACGAGAAAACAGAUGAUUGAAAAAUAUAAGCACAUUAUUUUGAAACAAAUGAAUUUAGAUCACGUGCCCAGUCAUCCACCAAUUACGGAGAACGCCACCAGUUGGAAAUCUUUGCCUGUAAUUUUACGAAAUCGUUUGAAAGCAGAAGUGGACACUUCAAAUCAGCUGAUGGAUGAUCCGGUCGAAGAAGAUGAGGAAAAGGAAUCUUUUAUUUUGCUAAAGCAAUGUAAGUUUGAAUUUAUCAUUUUGACCACAAAUGCGGAAUGUAAGUAA
Messenger RNA from Echinostoma caproni, 744 nucleotides. The record is from the annotation of a GenBank genome assembly. NCBI's taxonomy places the organism in Eukaryota, Metazoa, Platyhelminthes, Trematoda, Plagiorchiida, Echinostomatidae.